ACGAAACCGUCACCCUCUCGAAUUACUUAUCGGAUGCUCGUCUGUUUGUCUGGGGAAAGGGAUGUAGUCCGGAUAAAGGACGCGAUGCUCAAGAUCUUCGAGCAGUGGCUGCAGAGCUGACCGCCGGGGUAUGAAAUGCUCUCAACAACCACUGGUAACCUUUACCAUUGGCACUUUGUGUAUAAGGACCGUCCUCGCUGUUUCUGACCCUGCCCUGUUAGCUUGCACUGGCUUUUCAGCUGCACUUUUUAUUAGAUCUUCUUUCUUUCAUCAAGCAAUGAUCUAUACUUCGUGUUCCUUCAGCCACUAUACCAGAGUAUCUGUUUAUUUAGGGGAUUAUAUUACUUGUUAGUCUUAUGGUAUCUAUCAUCUAAGGGCAUACCAAGAAC
Molecule: messenger RNA, 389 nt
Organism: Aspergillus campestris IBT 28561
Lineage: Eukaryota; Fungi; Ascomycota; Eurotiomycetes; Eurotiales; Aspergillaceae
Exons: 1
Coding region: 131-352 (73 amino acids)
Source: RefSeq, a predicted model, not a curated record